This is a messenger RNA of Epinephelus fuscoguttatus (brown-marbled grouper), 7421 nucleotides long. RefSeq names its product myosin-7B-like. The record is from RefSeq and is a predicted model, not a curated record. Bases 82 to 5892 code for a protein of 1936 amino acids. The transcript has 46 exons. Lineage: Eukaryota; Metazoa; Chordata; Actinopteri; Perciformes; Serranidae. Gene Ontology annotation, cellular component: myosin complex. Gene Ontology annotation, molecular function: ATP binding; actin filament binding; cytoskeletal motor activity.
GCACGUCCUCUCAGACUACGCUCCUACGCCACCUGAACUACACCCAGCAGCAGCAGCAGUGUCUCACACUGACCCGGCACGAUGUCUCGGUUCCUAGAUAUGGCAGAGUUUGGAGAAGCUGCUCGCUACCUCCGUCUCACCAACCUGGAGCAGCUGGCUGCCAAGGCCCUGGCUUUUGAUGGUACGAAGCGUGUGUGGUUGCCUGAUGAUGUGGAAGCAUACAUUGAGGUCGAGGUUAAAGAGCUGAACGGAGACAAAACCACGGUGGAAACCAAAGACGGACGGUUCCUGGUGGUUAAAGAAAACGACCUCCAGCCGAUGAACCCUCCAAAGUUUGACAUGAUCGAGGACAUGGCCAUGUUGACCCACCUGAACGAGGCGUCCGUCCUCUUCAACAUGAAACGGAGGUUCAGCAUGUGGAUGAUCUAUACCUACUCUGGUCUGUUCUGCGUGGCUGUCAACCCGUACAAAUGGUUGCCGGUCUACUCUGCUGCCGUGGUGGCGGGCUACAAAGGGAGGCGCCGUAUAGAGACACCGCCACACAUCUACGCCAUCGCUGACAACGCCUACAUCGACAUGCUGCAGAAUCGAGAGAACCAGUCCAUGCUGAUCACCGGUGAGUCUGGCGCAGGAAAGACAGUCAACACAAAGAGGGUGAUUCAGUACUUUGCCAUCAUCGCUGCUCUGGGAGAGAACGUGAAGAAAGGAGGAUCUUUAGAGGACCAGAUCAUCGAAGCCAAUCCGGCCAUGGAGGCCUUCGGCAACGCCAAAACCAUCCGUAAUGACAACUCCUCUCGCUUUGGGAAGUUCAUCAGGAUUCAUUUUGGGCCGACAGGGAGGUUGGCGUCUGCCGACAUCGACAUCUAUCUUCUGGAAAAGUCCAGGGUGGUGUUCCAGCAGCCUGCAGAGAGAAGCUACCACAUCUACUACCAGAUCCUGUCCAAUUACAAGCCAGAGCUACAAGACAUGCUGCUGGUGACCACCAACCCGUACGACUACAUGUUCUGCUCUCAGGGUGUGACCACAGUGACCGGGAUCAAUGACGGAGAGGAGCUGAAGCUCACUGAUCACGCCAUGGACACGCUGGGCUUUACUCCAGAGGAGAAGUAUGGCUGCUACAAGAUUGUCGGAGCCAUCAUGCACUUUGGUAACAUGAAGUUCAAGAAGAGGCAGAGAGAGGAGCAGGCCGAGGCCGACGGCACAGAGAGUGUAGAUAAGGCGGCCUAUCUGAUGGGCAUCAGCUCUGCCGACCUGCUGAAAGGCCUCCUGAACCCCCGCGUCAAAGUCGGCCACGAGUUCAUCGUUAAAGGACAAACUGUCGAACAGGUGAACUUCGCCGUGGCGGCUCUGGCCAAAGCCACCUAUGACCGAAUGUUUAAGUGGUUGGUGAGCCACAUCAACUCGUCCUUAUACACCACUUUGCCCCGACAGUACUUCAUCGGGGUCCUCGACAUCGCCGGCUUCGAGAUCUUUGAGUUCAAUAACUUUGAGCAGCUGUGUAUCAACUUCACUAACGAGAAGCUGCAGCAGUUCUUCAACCAUCACAUGUUCAUCCUGGAGCAGGAGGAGUACAAGACCGAGGGCAUCGAGUGGACCUUCAUAGAUUUCGGCCUGGACCUGCAGGCCUGCAUCGACCUCAUCGAGAAGCCCAUGGGUAUUCUGUCCAUCAUGGAGGAGGAGUGUAUGUUCCCCAAGGCCACAGACAACAGCUUUAAAACCAAACUCUACGACAACCACUUCGGGAAGUCGCCCAACUUCCAGCGGCCACGGCUGGACAAGAAGCGCAAAUAUGAGACACACUUUGAGUUGGUUCAUUACGCCGGCGUGGUGCCGUACAACAUCACAGGCUGGUUGGAUAAGAACAGAGAUCCUCUGAACGAGACGGUGGUGGCUCUGUUCCAGAAAUCCUCCAACAAACUCAUGGCUGGACUGUUUGAGAACUACGUCAGCUCUGAGAUGGCCGGUGAUCCGAAGGCUGAAGGCAAACACAGGAAGAGGAAAGCAGCUUCCUUCCAGACAGUGUCACAGCUACAUAAGGAGAAUCUAAAGAAGCUGAUGGCGAACCUCCGCAGCACUCAGCCUCACUUUGUCCGCUGCAUCAUCCCCAAUGACAACAAGAGUCCAGGUGUGAUCGAUCCCUUCAUGGUCCUGCACCAGCUGAGGUGUAAUGGAGUCCUCGAGGGGAUCAGGAUCUGCAGGAAGGGCUUUCCAAACCGGAUCCUGUACGCUGAGUUCAAACAACGUUACCGCAUCUUGAAUCCUUCUGCGAUUCCAGAGGACUCAUUUGUGGACAGCAGGAAGGCCGUGGAGAAACUGCUGGCCUCUCUGGACAUCGACCACAACCAGUACAAGUUUGGACACACCAAGGUGUUCUUUAAGGCGGGUCUGUUGGGUCAGCUGGAGGACAUGAGGGACAUCCGUCUGUCUCAGCUCCUCACCAUUGUUCAGGCCAUGGCCAGAGGGAAGUUGAUGAGGGUGCAGCGCGAAAAGAUGAUGGUGCAAAGGGAUGCCAUAAUGGUGAUCCAGUUCAACCUCAGAGCGUACUUCAGUGUGAGGACUUGGCCGUGGAUGAUGUUGUUCUAUAAGCUCCGCCCCCUGCUGCGGAGCGCCCAGAUAGAGAAGGAACUGGCUGCUCUCAAUGAGGAGUUCAAAAAGUUGAAGGAGGCCUUCGACAGAUCAGAGGUAAAGCGUCGGGAGGCGGAGGAGCGUCAGGUGGAUUUGGUUCAGGAGAAAAAUGACCUCGCUCUGCAGCUCCAGGCUGAGCAGGAGAACUUGACAGAUGCAGAGGAUCGCUGCAACCAGCUGAUCCAGUCUAAGAUCUCUCUGGAGUCGAAGCUGAAGGAGACGCAGGAACGUCUGGAGGACGAGGAGGAGGUGACCGCCAAGCUGACGACCAAGAAACGUCAGCUGGAGGAGGAAGCGGUGUCGCUGAAGAAAGACAUGGACGACCUGGAGAUGACUCUGGCUAAGGUGGAGAAGGAGAGACACGGAAUGGAAAACAAGGUGAAGAACUUGUCCCAUGAGAUGUGUGUUCUGGAUGAAUCCAUAGCAUCUCUGAGCAGAGAGAAAGCCGCUCUGCAGGAAGCUCAUCAGCAGGCUCUGAACGACCUUCAGGCGCAGGAGGACAAGGUCAACAUGUUGGUCAAGGCCAAAGCUCGACUGGAGCAGCAGGUGGACAAUGUAGAAAGCUCCUUGGAGCAGGAGAAGAAGGCUCGGAUGGAAGUGGAACGAAUCAAACGGAAGCUGGAGGGGGAUCUGAAGCUGUCCAUGGACUCAGUGAGGGACAUGGAGAACCAGAAGACAGAGCUGGAGGACAGACUGAAGAAGAAAGACUUUGAGUCGAGUCAGCUUCAGUCCAAACUGGAGGACGAGCAGAGUUUGGUGUCUCAGCUUCAGAAGAAGAUUAAAGAGCUUCAGACUCGUGUCGAGGAGCUGGAGGAGGCGCUGGAGGCAGAGCGGGCGUGGCGCUCCAAAGCUGAACGUCAAAGGAACGACAUAAGCAGAGAGCUGGAGGAGCUGGGAGAGAAACUGGAGGAGGCGGGAGGAGCAUCUGCUGCUCAGAUAGCCCUCAACAGGAAAAGGGAGGCUGACUUUCUGAAGAUGCGACGGGAGCUAGAGGAGGCAGGGCUUCACCAUGAGGCGACGGCCGCCACUCUGAGGAAGAAACACUCGGACAUGGUGGCGGAGCUGAGUGAGCAGAUCGACGCUCUGCAGAGAGUCAAACAGAAACUGGAGAAGGAGAAGGUGGAGAUCAGGUUGGAGGCUGAUGACCUGGCUGCUAACGUGGAGCAACUGACCAGGAACAAGGGCACUGUGGAGAAGAUGUGUAGGACAUUUGAGGACCAGCUGAAUGACACCAGGAGCCGAGCCGACGAGCUGCAGAGACAGCUGAAUGAGGUCUCUGCUCAGAAAGCUCGAGCGCUCGCAGAGAGCGUUGAGUACAGCCGUCGUCUGGAGGAACGAGACGCUAUGAUUGGUCAGCUGCAGCGCUCCAAGGUGGGGCUUUGCCAAAACUCUGAAGACCUGAAGAAGCAGCUGGAGGAGGAGACCAAGGCUCGUGUGGCACUGGCUCACGCAGUGCAAGCGUCCCGUCAUGACUGCAGUCUGCUCAGAGAGCAGCUGGAGGAGGAGCAGGAGUUCAAGGCGGAGCUGCAGAGGGAGCUGUCCAAAGCCAAUGGACAGGUGGUUCAGUGGAGAGCCAAGUAUGAGACUGACGCUGUGCUGAGGAUCGAGGAGCUGGAGGACGCCAAAAAGAAGUUGGCCGUCAAACUUCAGACAGCCGAGGAGGCCGUGGAAACGUCUAACGCCAAGUGUUCCUCACUGGAGAAAACCAAACACAGUCUGCAGACGGAGAUAGAAGACCUGAUGGUUGAACUGGAACGAACCAACGCUGCUGCUCUGGCUCUGGACAAGAGGCAACGCAACUUCGACAAGUUGUUAAGUGACUGGAAGCUGAAGUUCGAGGAGAGUCAGACGGACCUGGAGGCGUCGCAGAGAGAGUCGCGCAGUCUGAGCACCGAACUCUUCAAACUGAAGAACAGCUAUGAAGAAGCUCUCGACCAUCUGGAGACAGUCAGACGAGAGAACAAGAACCUGCAGGAGGAGAUCCUGGACCUGGCAGAUCAGAUCAGUCAGGGAGGGAAGACCAUCUACGAGCUGGAGAGACUGAAGAAGAUCCUGGAUGUGGAGAAGAGUGACAUCAGAGCAGCUCUGGAGGAAGCCGAGGGGACUCUGGAGCACGAGGAGAGUAAGACCUUGAGAUUUCAGAUGGAGCUGCAGCAGAUAAGGACUGAGAUCGAGCGCAAGAUCGCAGAGAAAGAUGAAGAGAUCGACAACCUCAGGCGGAACCACCAGCGCUCCCUGGACACCAUGCAGGCCAGUUUGGAGGCGGAGGUUCGUAGUCGCAGCGAGGCCGUUCGUCUGAAGAAGAAGAUGGAGGCUGACCUGAACGAGAUGGAGCUGCAGCUGGGACAUGCCAACAGACAGGCAGCCGAGAGCCAGAGGCUCAUCAGACACCUACAGACACAGGUCAAAGAGCAUCAGGUGGAACUGGAGGAUAAACUUAAUUUAGCCCAUCAGCUCAAAGAACAGAUCACACUGUUGGAGCGACGUUGUACGUUGAUGACGGCCGAGGAGGAGGAGCUGCGUGAAGUCCUGGAACAAACCGACCGCGUCCGCAAGAUGGCUGAACAUGAGCUAGUGGAGGUCACAGAGAGAGUUAACCUGCUCUCCACACAGAACUCAGGUCUGAUGAACCAGAAGAAGAAGCUGGAGGCGGAUCUGUCGGUGCUGACAGGAGAGGUGGACGACGCCAUGCAGGAGAGCCACAGUGCUGAGGAGAAGGCCAAGAAGGCCAUCACUGAUGCAGCUCUUAUGGCGGAGGAGCUGAAGAAGGAGCAGGACAGCAGCAGUAUGAUGGAGAGGAUGAAGAACAACAUGAUCUCAACAGUCAAAGAGCUGCAGAUCAAACUGGACGAGACGGAGCAGAUGGCGCUGAAGGGAGGAAAGAAACAGAUUCAUAAACUGGAGACAAGAGUGAGGGAGCUGCAGACGGAGCUGCUGAUGGAGCAGAAGAAGAGCGAGGAGUAUCAGAAAGGAGUCCGUCGCUACGAGAAGAGAGUCAAAGAGCUGACGUACCAGACAGAGGAGGACAGGAAGACUCUGCUGACGAUGCAGGAGCUCAUUGAAAAGCUUCAGACCAAAGUUAAGAGCUACAAGAGACAAGCAGAGAACGCUGAGGAGCAGGUGAGCUCCACCACGGUGCGUUUCAGGAAAGUCCAACAUGAGCUGGACGACGCUGAGGAGAGAGCCGACAUGGCCGAGACGACCGUCAACAAGCUGCGGAUCCGAGUCCGCGAACAGACCAGCAAGGUCGCCAUGAUCGCUGAGUGAAGCUCCGCCUCCUCCUCACACACCGUCAGUGUGUGUCUGCUGUUUGUGUGGCGUUUGGUUGCUGUGUUUCAGUCUGAUGUAUCAGCUUCUGUAUGUAAUCAUGUUUCAGUGUUUCUCCACUGUAAAGCUGUUAGGCUUGUACAGGAAGUGGCGAGGGCAGCGAGUACGUACGAGCGCUGGUGUCAGCUGCAGUGUGAGUACGAUACAAUCCUGCGCAGUCUCAGCAGUGUGUGUGUGUGUGUGUGUUCAGCUCCAAAGGGGAGAACAUGAUGUUAUCUUCGAUCACUGUCUGUUCAUCAAAUAUAAAAAAGCUUUGAGGAGGAGACAGCAUUUAUCAGUGGGAUACAUGGCUGUGGCUAUUUCCUGGAGGCAGUACAUACCAGCACAGACUCAGUCUGCACCAAACAUGGACACUGACCCUGAUCAUCUUCUUCUCCUCUUCCUCAUUCUCAGUGAAAUCUUUGCUGCUUGUUGCUGAAAUAGUUGAGGGUUGUUGUGGAUGUGAGAGCGGUGGAGGAAGUUAAGACGACCGGACAGGAAGUGACUAACGACUGCUGCAGAGACAGUGGCUGUGUUUAUAUGAGCUACAUUAUAUUUACAUGAUGUUUUUAAUACGUUAAGGACAGUGAUGUAAACAUGUGUCAGAACAUACUGACAACAGUCUGACACUCUGUUAGCGCCUAGCUUUGUUUCAACAGCACAUUGAGUCCAUCAGGCUCUCACCACUACAGUCAGCUGUUUCCAAAACAAACAAACAAACAAAGGGAUGAUGCUCUGACAUCAGGGGUUACUGAACGGGCCUACAAGGCACAGAACAUACAUAGUAAGAACAUGACAGCAGAUCACAUCGAGCUCUGUGUUGUUUUAUUACACAUAUUUGUUUUUAUGAAUCAAAUAUUGAUGAUUAGAAGACAGUUCUUUACCUGACUUCUCCGUCCUCUCUCUCUAACCUGUAGAACAUGACACGCCCACUGAUGACAUCACAGUAACACCUCAGGUUCCCUCUGGGAACCAAAUGUACAAACUAACAACCUAAAUUGUUUUCAUAUUCAUGUUAAUAUUUAGGUGAGUAAAGCUGCACGAAACCCAUUUCAUGUUGGUGGACAAGAGGUCAAAGACACAAAAUGACAUCAGACAGGUGUGACAGCUCCGAGGUCUGUGUGGUUGCUCAGGCGUAGUGGAGGUGGUGGAGCCCUCUGCAUGUCUGUGGCCCAUCAUCUUAUGAUCCACACCUGUCUGUUAACAUUUAGCCACAGCUUCUUUACAUGAUGAAACUCCAGGUCUUCUGCCCCCUGGUGGUGACAAAGGGUCAGGGUGCCUGUCUUCAGACUGUAUGUGGCUGCACAUGUGUGUUUUACUGGAGUCCAUGUUUCUGACUCAAAGCUUCAGUGUAGUGACAAGAAAAGAAAAAUAAAUACCUUUUGGUGUUUGAUGAACGAUGUGUUGACUUCUUUAACAAACCAUGAAGGUAUCCAACAAAACAGUUACCAUGACGACACACAUAUAAACACACAUUUACGUUUCUAUAA